AUGAUUAAGGAUAUGGACUAUAAUGGAAAAGAAUGUGGACAAAAAGUCAUUACCAAAGAUCCGGUUAUACGUCAGCAUGGAGCCACUGUGAGCUUCCACAACAUCAAGUACAGUUUGACAAUAAAGAGUAGGUCCUGUAAAAAGAAGAGUGUCACCAGGGACAUUUUGGUGGACCUCAACGGGAUUAUGAAACCUGGCUUAAAUGCCAUAUUGGGCCCCUCGGGAGGUGGCAAAUCUUCGUUUUUGGAUGUGCUUGCAGCAAGGAAGAACCCCUCAGGUCUCUCUGGUGAAGUCCUGAUUGAUGGAGCUCCACAGCCAUCUAAUUACAAAUGCCUCUCUGGCUACGUAGUACAAGAUGACAUUGUGAUGGGCACUCUGACUGUGCGGGAGAAUCUUUGCUUCUCGGCUGCACUUCGUCUUUCAUCCUCUGUAAAACAAAAGGAAAAGGAUGCCAGAGUUAAUCACCUCAUUUCAGAGUUAGGCCUCAGUAAAGUGGCAGACAAAAAGGUGGGCACUCAGCUGAUUCGUGGCAUCUCUGGAGGUGAACGAAAGAGGACCAGCAUUGGCAUGGAGAUGAUCAUUGAUCCCUCUGUACUGUUCCUGGAUGAACCCACCACAGGCCUGGAUGCCAGCACCGCCAACUCUGUUCUACUGCUGCUCAAACGAAUGGGCAACAAUGGACGUACCAUAAUCAUGUCUAUCCACCAGCCGCGCUACUCCAUCUACCAGCUGUUUGAUAACCUCACACUGCUGGUCAGUGGCAAACAAGUCUAUCAUGGACCAGCUGAUGAUGCACUAAACUACUUCGCCAACAUUGGUUAUGUGUGUGAGGACCAUAACAACCCAGCAGAUUUCUUCCUGGAUGUCAUUAAUCGAGACGCCAUAGCUGCGACAUUGGCCAGACUGCAGAAUGCAGAAGGGAUUAAAGAGUCUGGAGGACCAAGGCAAAGCACUGAAGAGCAUCUGGUGGAGGAAUACAGGAAAAGCAAAUAUGCUCAGGAAACCAAGGCUGAACUGGAGCAAAUCAUGAGGGGAAAAGAGUACAGCACCAAACCCAAGCUCCGCACCAUCACCUACAACACCGGUUUCUUUCACCAACUACACUGGCUCGCUAAGCGGACUAUUCGGAAUUUGGUGCUUAGCCCUCAAACCUCCAUUGCACAGUUGUUAGUGUCCACUUUCUUGGCACUCAUUGCUGGCGCCGUUAUGUUUGGAGUGAAAGACAACCAAAGCGGCAUACAGAACAGAUUAGGAGCUCUGUUCUUCAUCACGAGCAAUCACUGUUUCAGUUCGGUGUCAGCUGCUAAUCUUUUCAUCACUGAGAGGAAGCUCUUUAUGCAUGAAUACAUCAGUGGCUACUACAGAGUGUCUGUGUACUUCCUGUCUAAGAUCCUGUCUGAUGUAAUCACUCUGCGCACGAUUCCUGCUGGGGUUUUCAUCUGUAUAUUUUACUUUAUGAUUGGAUUUAAACUCACACCAGCAGCAUUCUUCACAUUCAUGUUGACUGUAAUGCUAACAGCGUACACAUCUACAGCUAUGGCCCUGGCCAUCUCUGCUGGUCAGUCUGUCGUAGCUAUUGCAAAUGUCUCAGUCAACAUUACUCUUCUCCUUAUGGUGAUCUUCUCUGGUCUGCUGGUUAAUCUGGAAAGUGUCAUGUCCUGGAUUGCCUGGAUUAAGUACCUGAGCAUCCCUCAUUAUGGAUUCACGGCUUUGGAGAUCAAUGAGUUUGUAGGACUGACGUUUUGUGGGAAUCUCACUGAUGGACUGAUAUCCAACACUACUAAAGGAAUCAUCUGCACAGGGGAACAAUACCUUCAGACCCAAGGAAUCGACUAUUCUACAUGGGGAUUAUGGCAGAAUCACAUGGCCCUGAUAAUUAUGAAUAUCAUAUUUCUCAUCAUCACCUACAUCAAGCUCAGGUUCAUGGGCAAAUUCUCCUGA
Clarias gariepinus (North African catfish) is the source of this 1941-nucleotide messenger RNA. Its product is annotated as broad substrate specificity ATP-binding cassette transporter ABCG2-like. The transcript has 15 exons. Lineage: Eukaryota; Metazoa; Chordata; Actinopteri; Siluriformes; Clariidae. The coding region runs from base 1 to 1941 and encodes 646 amino acids. Gene Ontology annotation, cellular component: plasma membrane. The record is from RefSeq and is a predicted model, not a curated record. Gene Ontology annotation, molecular function: ATP hydrolysis activity; ATP binding; ABC-type transporter activity.